This is a messenger RNA of Tauraco erythrolophus (red-crested turaco), 1357 nucleotides long. The record is from RefSeq and is a predicted model, not a curated record. Lineage: Eukaryota; Metazoa; Chordata; Aves; Musophagiformes; Musophagidae.
AUGGCGGGGAACAGCCUGGUGCUGCCCAUCGUGCUGUGGGGCCGCCGGGCGCCCACGCACUGCGUGUCCACCCUGCUGCUCCUGGAUGAUGCCUCCAUCAUCGUCACCGGCUGCCACGACGGGCAGAUUUGUCUCUGGGACCUCUCUCUGGAUUUCGAGAUUAAUCCCCGAGCUCUGUUGUUUGGUCACACAGCCUCAAUUACUUGUUUAUCCAAGGCCUCUGCUUCCAGUGAAAAGCAGUAUAUAGUGAGCGCAUCGGAAAGCGGGGAGAUGUGUCUGUGGGAUGUGAACGAUGGAAGAUGCAUAGAAUUUACCAAACUGGCCUGUACACACACUGGCAUACAGUUCUAUCAGUUUACAGUUGGGACACAGCGUGAAGGGAGACUCUUAUGCCAUGGACAUUAUCCAGAAAUUCUUGUUGUGGAUGCUACCAGCCUUGAAGUUCUUUAUUCUUUAUUAUCAAAGAUAUCUCCUGACUGGAUCAGCUCCAUGACUAUCAUUCGAUCCGAUAGAACACAAGAGGACACUGUGGUGGCGGUUUCGGUGACUGGCAUCCUCAAAGUAUGGAUAAUAACCUCUGAAGUCAGUCGGUUGCAGGAUACAACGCCAGUAUUUGAAGAGGAGUCCAAACCUAUUUACUGUCAGAACUGUCAAAGCGUUUCUUUCUGCGCGUUUACCCAGCGGUCGUUACUGGUGGUGUGUUCCAAAUACUGGAGGGUUUUUGAUGCUGGAGAUUAUUCCCUCUUAUGUUCAGUCCCCAGUGAAAACGAUCAGACCUGGACUGGUGGCAACUUUGUGUCAGCUGAUAAAGUGGUUGUAUGGACCGAAGCUGGGCAAAGUUUCAUAUAUAAAUUACCAGCCAGCUGCCUACCAGCCAGUGAUUCGUUCCGCAGAGAUGUGGGGAAAGCAGUAGAAAAUUUAAUUCCACCUUUAUUGUACAGUGUGUUGGACAGAGCAGAUAAACAGCUACUAAUAUGUCCUCCAGUUACCCGAUUCUUUUAUGGACAUAGGGAGUUUUCCUAUAAACUGUUAAUCCAAGGAGACUCUUCAGGGAGACUGUGUAUUUGGAGUGUGCCUGAUACUCUUGAACAACAAGAUAGUGCAAAAGGCCUGCAAACAACAACUUCAAUAUCCCUCCAGGAAGCUUUUGAUAAACUUACUCCUCGCCCUGCUGGGAUUAUAGACCAACUAAGCUUGAUACCAAACCUCAACGAACCGCUGAGAGUUACGGCCAGCGUGUACAUCCCGGCGCACGGGCGCCUGGUGUGCGGCCGCGAAGACGGCAGCAUCGUCAUCGUGCCGGCGACGCAGACUGCCAUCGUUCAGCUGCUGCAGGGAGAGCACAUGCUUAGGAGAG